This is a messenger RNA of Hippocampus zosterae (dwarf seahorse), 2535 nucleotides long. It is a transcript of the gene asb3, whose product is annotated as ankyrin repeat and SOCS box containing 3. Gene Ontology annotation, cellular component: cytoplasm. The coding region runs from base 151 to 1908 and encodes 585 amino acids. Lineage: Eukaryota; Metazoa; Chordata; Actinopteri; Syngnathiformes; Syngnathidae. The transcript has 12 exons. Gene Ontology annotation, biological process: intracellular signal transduction. Gene Ontology annotation, molecular function: protein binding. The record is from RefSeq and is a predicted model, not a curated record.
UUCCGGGGGUUUUCGGCUGACGUAAUAAAAAAGCGACUGGUUGUUAUUGACUAGGUAUCUCUGCUCCACGUGCUGACUUCUCAAAUACAAUACAAUAACGUCGUUCCCGUGCGUUUUUCAACAAUUUGCAACUCAUGCAGUCCAACUGUUAUGAGUCGUUGCCGAGUCACCAGACGACAAAGUGACAAAAAUAGAAUAGAAAGCGACUGGAGUUCAAGAAUCGAGUCAAAACAUCACAGACUGAGGUCGCUGAAGGCUUCUUUGAGCAGCCCCGACUUAACCCCACCAUCAUCUCUCGCUUCGCGUCACCCCGGGAUGGACUUCAGUGAAUGCUACCAGGACACUGUGUCCACCGUGGCCGCCGCUGCCCGCGUAGGGGACAUGAGGCUCCUGAGGUCCUUCAUUCGCCAGGGCCGCAAAGUCGACCUUGUGGACAACCGGGGCUGGAGGGCCAUCCACGAGGCGGCCGCCGCCGGCAGGGUGGACUGCCUUAAGGAGAUCCUCUCUGCGGCCGCCAGGACGGCCGGCUCGACGGCGGGCUUCCAGGCGUACGUCAACUCGGCCACCCACGAGGGCGAGUCGGCCUGCUUCCUGGCGGCGAGAAGCGGCCACCUGGUCGCCGUCCGCGUCCUCCUCAAAGCCAGAGCCGACAUCGACCAGCUCACCAACGACCUAUCGUGUCCUCUCUACGCAGCGGUCAGCAACGGCCACAAGGAUGUGGUGGAGCUCCUAAUGGCCAAGGGGGCCCAAUUGAAUCGAUCGCACACGGCCUCCUGCUGGACGUGCCUUCAUCUGGCGGUCUAUCAGGAUCGCGUGGACAUCGUGCGAUUGCUGGUACGGUCGGCCAACCUGGAGGCACCAGACGACUACAAGAUAACGCCACUCUUCCUGGCGGCGCAGCACGGACGGCGGGAAUGUCUCGAGGUCCUCGUCCGCGCCGGCGCCAACGUGAACGCGCAGGCGGUGGACCUGGCCUCUCCGCUCCUGCUGGCUUCUCAGGAGGGUCACCUGUCUUGUGUGGACUUCUUGUUGGAAAACGGUGCAGAUGCUAACCUGGUGUGCAGCGAGGAUUGGCCCCAGCUGCCCAUCCACAUCGCCGCAGACUUCGGCCACCUCAGUAUCCUGCGGCGGCUGCUGAGCGUCACGGAACGUGCGUGCGACCGCGGCGAGGGCCUGGUGAGCCCGCUCUACCUGGCCAUUCAAAGCCGGCAGUUGCCCACCAUGGAGCUGUUGCUCGCCGAAGGCUUUAGCCCCGACGCCCAGAACUGCGACAGCCUCCUGAACGUGCACUCGCCGCUCUCCUUCGCCUUAAAAUGCAACAAAAGGGAGGCGGCCAGGAUGCUGCUGGCGGCGGGAGCGACGCUGGGCCUGGACGAGUGGCAUCUAGUGUUGACCCGUGACGACGCAGAUGUACUGAAGCUGGUGCUGGAACACAGGAGGCUUUACCCACCACGAUUCUUGAGCGACGACUCGGCGGCGGACGGCCGUUCAAGCAAGACGCCGCUGAGGCCGCCGGAGUUCGAAGACAUGGUGCAGGUGGCGCUGCAGCAGCCGGAGUUUGCCGGCAACUGGCUGCCGCCGCUCCUGAAGGCCGGACUGGAACCCGAGUUGCUGCUGCACUUCAACACAAUGAAUGUGGCCAACAGCGAGAUGGUCAAUUUCCUGCUGCAGUUUGUCAACUGGUCAACGGUGCCCCCCUCUUUGAAAGCCAUCCUGUGCCAUAGACGGGCAUUGAAGACGUGGCAACCAUUCCCGCAAUUUGACUCGGUCCCCGACCUGUCGCAUCUGUGCCGGCUGCAGAUCAGGAAUUUAAUGGGAUCCGACGCGGUGAUGAGACCAAAUGUGGUGGGCAGGCUCCCCGUACCACCGUGCAUCCACCGCUUCCUGCAGUUCGACGACGUCGUCUAGGAGACCCUUGAACAUCUUGUGGUGGCGCACCUUGUUUCUGUAACCGUUCCGGAAGUUUCGUCUGCAGCAGCGACAUUUAAGUGAAAAGUUGGUUGUUGUUGUUUUAAAUAACAAAUUCCAGUCGCGGAGAUGACACUGUGAGGUUUAAAUGGUGUUUAUGUUCAAUACGUUCGACGACGUCGCCUGGGAGACCCUUGAACAUCUUGUGGUGGCGCACCUUGUUUCUGUAACUGUUCCGGAAGUUUCGUCUGCAGCAGCGACAUUUAAGUGAAAAGAAAGUUGGUUGUUGUUGUUUUAAAUAACAAAUUCCAGUCACAGAGAUGACACUGUGAGGUUUAAACGGUGUUUAUGUUCAAUACGUUCGACGACGUCGUCUAGGAGACCCUUGAACAUCUUGUGGUGGCGCACCAUUUUUCUGUAACCGUUCCGGAAGUUUCGUCUGCAGCAGCGACAUUUAAGUGAAAAGAAAGUUGGUUGUUGUUGUUUUAAAUAACAAAUUCCAGUCACGGAGAUGACACUGUGAGGUUUAAAUGGUGUUAAUGUUCAAUACGUUCGAAUUAUAGUUUGUUACAAAUGUCUGCUGCUGUUUUGUUUCACUUGCAAAAUAAAAACUGUUUCUGCAGCAAA